GCUAGUUGUUGUUGGCAUUUAACGCGGAGACAGCGUUCGCAGCGCAGCGCGAUGUUCAACGCUAAAGAAUUUGUUUUUUUUUUUUUUUGUUUUUGUUUUUGAAAUAACACGUUAAGAACCACUAAAUGAUAAUUGUGUAGAAUCGUGAUCGAAUCAAGUGCAAAUGCAAAACACACAUAACUGUAGGUGCAAGCAUAACAAAAGAGAAGCUAACUAAAAGCAAAACGACGCUUACUUACAAAAGCGAAGAUAACCACGAAACGACGUUGCGAACGGUGCGACGAAAAAUGAUCGAACGGAAUAUGUGUGCCACCAGUUGGUAAAAGAGACAAUUUAACUCUUAAAUAAAAGCUAAAAGCUGAUACAAAAAAAAAAAAAAAAUAAAAAAAAAAAACGCUAAUCAAGCAAACAAAUUGUUUUUUCUUAUACAUUUUUUUGUCAAAAAUUGCAAUUGUCGUUGCAGUUCGCGGGGUGCAGCUGGUAUUUAUUGUUGUUGUCUAACGUGUUUUAUUUUUUUUUUUUAUUAUUGUUGUUGCGUUUGGUUACGACGUUUCCGAUGAUCUUGGCCUGUUGUUUGGCUUAUUUUUUGUGUGUGCUGUGUUGUUAUUGUAACUCGUUUUGCGCGUGUGAUUCAUGCAACAACAAAAAGCCAUAACAACAGUUAACAGAAAAUGCAGUGAAAUAUGCUAAACAAAUAAACAAAGCAAAGAGCGUACAACAGCUAAAAGAACGAGAAGAGGCCAUCCUGCAACGCGAGCGCGACAUAUAAAAUACGAUAACAAAAUAAAAUAAUACAAAGCGGCGCUCUCUCACACACACACACACACACGCACGCGCGCACGCACACGCGAUAGUUCUUUCUGUCUGGUGGUAGGUGAACACAAAAAAAAAAAAACGUUUUUUUCCCUGUCGUGUGUACAGCUGCUGUCAAGUGCGCAGUCGCAGCCGCAGCCGCAGCAGCGACGCCAAAGUCCUUUAAGCGUGUGUAGUGCAGGCCAUCUCGCUCUCACAUACAUAUGCCAUACUGUCCAGCUAGAUGAAUAGCAACGCACACACACACACACUCACCGAGAGAAUCGUGUGCAGCUGCUGAGGAGCAGAUGAAAGGAGAAGAUGAUGCCAAAGCCAAAUGCCAGUAACAGACAGCAACAACAGCAGCAGCAACAGCAACAACAACAACGUGCAGACGAGCAAAAUAUGUAUCUAGAUUAAUAAGAAAAACAACAAGAACGAAAGCGACUGCAACUGCAUUAAUACAUUCCCCACACAAGUGCAUUAUUAAUAUAUUUAAUCAAAGUGUUAUCGAACGUGUUAUCGAACGUGUUAUCGAAACUAUGAAGGUUACCGUUUGCUUCGGCGAUGUUCGCAUUUUGGUGCCCUGCGGCAGCGGCGAGCUUCUCGUCCGGGAUUUGAUCAGCGAGGCCACGCGACGCUACAAAAAGGCAGCCGGCAAGGAAGCGGACUCCUGGGUGGCCGUGCAUCAUCUGCAGACGCAGUCGGGCAUCUUGGAUCCCGAUGAUUGUGUUCGCGAUGUGGCCGACGAUCGGGAACAGAUAUUGGCCCACUUUGAGGACUCUGGGCCCGAUCCGGGCGUGCCGCAGGGCGGCGGCGAUGGCGCCUCGGGCAGCUCCUCGGUGGGCACGGGCUCGCCGGACAUCUUUCGCGAUCCCACAAACACAGAGGCGCCCACGCGCGAUCUGUCCACGCCACACAUUGAGGUGACCAGCACCACGUCCGGCCCGUUGGCCGGGCUCGGCGUGGGCCUAAUGGUGCGUCGCAGCAGCGAUCCCAAUCUGCUCGCCUCGCUUAAGGCGGAGGGCGGCAACAAGCGCUGGUCGGCGGCAGCGCCGCACUAUGCGGGCGGCGAUUCGCCGGAACGACUGUUGCUGGACAAAGCCGGUGGCCAGCUGUCGCCACAGUGGGAGGAGGAGGACGACACUGCGGCACAGUUAAAGGAGCAAUUGCUGCAACAACAGCAGCAGCCACAACAUGCUGCUGCUGCUGCAACGGGCGCCCAUCAGCCAUUCGCCCGCUCCGGCAGACUAUCGAUGCAGUUCCUGGGCGACGGCAAUGGAUACAAGUGGAUGGAGGCAGCCGAAAAGCUGCAGCACCAACAGCACCAACAGCCGCUGCCCACAUCGCUGCCGAACAGCGCCUACUCCAGCAAAUCGCUGCCGCGCGAAAGCAAACGCAAGGAGCCGCUGGGCCAAGCAUACGAGUCCAUACGCGAGAAGGACGGCGAGAUGCUGCUCAUUAUCAACGAGUACGGCAGUCCGCUCGGUCUGACGGCCAUGCCGGACAAGGAGCAUGGCGGCGGUCUGCUCGUGCAGCACGUGGAGCCCGGCAGUCGGGCCGAACGUGGCCGUUUGCGUCGCGAGGAUCGCAUUCUCGAGAUCAACGGCAUCAAGCUGAUCGGCCUGAGCGAGUCCCAGGUGCAGGAGCAGCUGCGACGCGCCCUCGAGUGCUCCGAGCUGCGUGUGCGCGUCCUACGCGGCGAUCAGCAGCGUCGCCAGCAGCAGCGUCGCGACUCCAAGGUCGCCGAAAUGGUGGAAGUGGCUACAGUUUCGCCCACACGCAAGCCGCAUGCCGCUCCGGUGGGCACCUCGCUGCAGGUGGCCAACACACGCAAGCUGGGCCGCAAAAUCGAAAUACUACUGAAGAAGGGGCCAAAUGGCCUCGGUUUUUCGGUGACCACCCGUGACAAUCCGGCGGGCGGACAUUGUCCCAUUUACAUCAAGAAUAUACUGCCACGCGGCGCUGCCAUUGAAGACGGCCGCCUGAAGCCCGGCGAUCGUCUGCUCGAGGUCGACGGCACGCCCAUGACCGGAAAGACCCAAACGGAUGUGGUGGCCAUUCUGCGCGGCAUGCCCGCCGGCGCCACGGUGCGCAUUGUCGUCUCCAGGCAACAGGAGCUGGCCGAGAUGCCCGUUGGCCCGCCGCAAGCGGAACCAGUCGAGAAACCAGCACCCGUUGUGACAGCUCCCGCUUCCGCUCCGAUUCCGGUGCAAAAGUCGAGCAGCGCCCGUUCGCUUUUUCAACAGCAGCAGCUGCAGCAGCAGGCACAGCUCAAUGAAUCUCAGCACUUUAUUGAUGCGGGCAGUGAGUCGGCGGCUUCCAAUGACAGCCUGCCGCCAAGCAGCAGCAGCUGGCAUUCGCGGGAGGAGCUAACUCUACACAUUCCUGUCCACGAUACCGAAAAGGCUGGCCUUGGGGUCAGUGUGAAGGGCAAGACGUGCUCCAAUCUGAACGCCUCCACGCCCAGCAGCAGCAGCAACAGCAGCAUGAAGCACGACGGUGAUCUGGGCAUAUUUGUGAAGAACGUGAUCCAUGGCGGCGCCGCAUCACGGGACGGGCGCCUGCGCAUGAACGAUCAGCUACUGAGCGUAAAUGGUGUCUCGCUGCGCGGCCAGAACAAUGCCGAGGCCAUGGAGACACUGCGUCGCGCCAUGGUUAACAAUCCGGGCAAGCAUCCGGGCACCAUUACCCUGCUAGUCGGACGCAAGAUCCUGCGCUCGGCCAGCUCCAACGAUAUACUGGAGCACAGCCAUAGCCAUAGCAACAGCAGCAGCGGCAACAGCAACAGCAACAACAAUAACAACAACAGUAGCUCCAAUGCCAGCGACAACUCUGGCGCCACGGUCAUCUACCUGAGCCCUGAGAAACGUGAACCGCGCGGCAGCGGCAACGGACCAGGCAGCUCCGGCAGCGAUAUGAAUAGAUGGAGCAAUCCCGUUUUGGAUCGUCUAACCGGUGGCAUUUGCUCCACAAACUCAACGCAGCCAACACAACAACAACAAAAGCAACAGCAGCACCUGCAGCAGCAGCAGCAGCAACAGCAGCUGCAAUCGCAGGCGCAACAGCGCCGUUUGCCACCGCCCCCGCUGGGUGGCAACAAUGCGGGAUUGCGCAACGAGAGUUACUAUAUGGCCACCAAUGACAACUGGUCGCCGGCGCCGCUGCAGCUGCUCAAUGGGCAUGGCAACACGGCGCUGCUCAUCGAGGACGAUGCGGAGCCCAUGUCACCCACGCUGCCAGUGCGCUCACAUGAUGGCCAGCACUGCAACGCGAGCAGCGCGAACACAUCGCAGGCGAGCGCCGGCCUGGGGCAGGGCGGCGGAGGCGGCGGAGGCGGAACGGCACCCGUGGCGGGCAGUUUCGAUGCCACAUACUCGUCGCAGCUGAGUCUGGAGACGAACAAUUCGGGCGUGGAGCAUUUCUCGCGCGAUGCUUUAGGCAGGCGCAGCAUCUCGGAGAAGCAUCACGCGGCGCUGGAUGCACGCGAAACGGGCACCUAUCAGCGCAACAAAAAGCUGCGCGAGGAGCGGGAACGCGAACGCCGCAUUCAGCUAACCAAAUCGGCCGUCUAUGGUGGCUCCAUUGAAUCGCUGACGGCGCGUAUCGCCAGCGCGAACGCCCAAAUGGCAGCAGCGGCGGCUGGCUAUAAGCACGCCAAGACCAACUCCCAUAUUGAGCAGCGGGAACAGCAGCUGCUGGCCGCCGAGGCGGAGGCGCGCGAUAAGCUGGGCGACUUGGGCCCCUCGCUGGGCCUCAAGAAGUCCUCCUCACUGGAAUCGCUGCAGACCAUGGUCCAGGAGCUGCAAAUGUCCGAUGAGCCGCGGGCUCAUCAUGCGCUGCGCGCACCACGCGGACGCGGACGCGAGGAUAGCCUGCGUGCCGCCGUUGUCAGCGAACCGGAUGCAAACAAGCCGCGCAAGACCUGGCUGCUCGAGGAGGGCGAUCACGAGGGCGGCUUUGCCUCGCAGCGCAACGGACCCUUCCAGAGUUCCCUCAACGAUGGCAAGCAUGGCAGCAAGUCGCGCGCCAAGAAGCCGAGCAUAUUGCGCGGCAUCGGCCACAUGUUUCGCUUUGGCAAAAAUCGCAAGGAUGGCGUUGUGCCCGUCGAUACCUAUGCCACAUCCUCGAUUGUAUCCUCGACGCCGCCAGCAACUGGCCAGCCCCACCAACACCAGCAUCAGCAUCAGCAGCAAAUCCCAGCCGCUGCACUUGCCGCACUGGAACGCAAUGGCAAACCGCCAGCGUAUCAACCGCCGCCGCCGCUGCCAGCACCAAAUGCAGCUGGUGGCGGUGGUGCAGCAGCAGCAGUGGCAGGCGUUGCAGCUGCCACAGGAGGCGGCAACGGCGGCACCCUUAACAACGGUGGCAUACAUCAGAAUGAUAUAUUCAAUCAUCGCUAUCAGCAUUAUGCCAACUAUGAGGAUCUGCACCAGCAUCAGAUCAGCGACGGCGUUCAAGAGACGCUCUCGGAGUCGACGAUCGAGUGCAUGCGACAGCAGGUGAUCCGGCAGCGCAUCAAGGUUGAGGCCGAAAGUCGCCGUCAUCAGCAUUACCAUUCGCAGCGCAGCGCCCGCUCCCAGGACGUCAGUAUGCAUUCCUCAUCCAGCCCACAGCAGCCACCACUGCCGCUACCCCCCUCCGCGGCAGCCGUUGCCGCCGCACAUCAGUCACAUCAGCAAUCCAACGGACUGCGCCCCAUGAGCAGCUACUACGAGUACGACACCGUGCAGCAGCAGCAGCAGCGCGUCGGCAGCAUCAAACACAGCCAUAGCCACCAUGGACACCACAAUGGCAACUCUUCGUCGCCCAUCAGCGUGAAUGUGGCACAGCCGCACUGGAAGGCAGCCGCACUCAAUGGCUAUUCGCCGGCAUCAUUGAACAGCAGUGCACGCAGCCGCGGACCGUUUGUCACCCAGGUGACCAUACGCGAACAGACCGGCAUGCCGCAGACGCAAUCGCAAUCGCAGCCACAGCAGCCCACCUAUCAGACCGUGCAAAAGAUAGCGACAGCGCAGUCGCAAUAUGGCAGCGCUGCCGGCGCCCAGCCGCAUGCGUCCAAGGUGUGACUAUAGGUGCUGGCGCAUGCGCGCGCCACACGCGACGUCCUCGUGGAGGGCCAGCACAGUCGCCAUUCGGAGCUGAGCGAGGUGGAGGUCUUCUACUAUGCCACCGAGUGCUGACUCAUUCCACCAGGCGGCUGAAUGGGUGGGCGAGGGCACCGAUGGUUGACGGGGGGGUUAGAGGUCGCGUGUGAGUCGCAAGCGGCCGGCAAAAGCAAGCAAUCAACUGGAAAGCAGUUUGUUUAUUUUUUUUUUGUUUUAUAAAUAUAAAUAAAAUAAAAUGAAAUAUAAUUUUUUUUCAUCAUUUGACAAGGGCAACAUACCCACACACACACACACCCACACACAUAUGCUUAUAGUUAAGCUCAUUAAAAAAUACAUUACACAAUGAAAGUAUUCCACGUGAAGCGCAUAUUGAAGAGCAAUAAAUGUUACUUUAUAAUAAACAGAAUAAUUAUACAAAUAUCAAAUAUUAAAUUAAAGCAAGACAAAGUGUUAAUUUAAAGAAGAAACCAAUGCACUGCGCUUAAAUUAAGCUAAACAUUUAUAUUGUAUUAAUCGCUAAGUCUAAGUCAAAGACCAUGUAAAUAAUUAUUAAAUGUAGUUUUUAUUGUGCGCGCACUUAGGAUGAGAGUUAAUUGAAUAACGAAAUAUCAUUUCAUAUGACAGCUACAUACAAAUAGGCUGCAUUCGAGUCGCAAAAAACUUCAUUUGUUCAGACAUUUGUUAAUAUUAUAUACAUAUACAUAUAGCAUAUACAAAUAUAUAUGCUAGAUUAAAAGCUAUUGGCUUGUAUACGAUCAUAAAAAUACACUUUCAAUUGUAUUUUUGGCGCUUUAACUAAGCCAAAAUCAUGCUGUAAAUAUAUAUAACUGGCAUACACACGUAUAUAUAUUUAGACAUACGCAUAUAAAUCUACACAAACGUUUUUUUUUUUGUUCGUUUAGCUUUAAAGCAAACGCCAUUUUGUAUGCAAAAGUAAAAGUUUAAAAGUAAAACUUGAAAGUCCCAAUAAUUUUUUUUUGUAAUCUAUAUAUAUAUAUAUAUAUUUAUAUAUAUUAUGAUGAUUAUCAUAUAUUGAACUAAGCUAUAAAUAUUACUUAAUUAUGUGUUAGCAUUAAACAAAUGUUGUGCAGCCAAAACUGGCCCCGACACACAACAUUUGGGCGCUUACCGAGACAAUUUCAUAUUAGAUAUCGUAUAAUUAUAAAAUCAUACACAUACGCUACAUAUUGUAAUAAUUGUGUAUUUUGUAUAUUGCAAAAUUCUGUUGCGCAUUAAAUGACUAAGUUUCAAUAUAAUAUCAAAAUAG
This is a messenger RNA of Drosophila virilis, 7167 nucleotides long. It is a transcript of the gene baz, whose product is annotated as par-3 family cell polarity regulator. Lineage: Eukaryota; Metazoa; Arthropoda; Insecta; Diptera; Drosophilidae. Gene Ontology annotation, cellular component: apical junction complex; apical plasma membrane; adherens junction. Gene Ontology annotation, biological process: establishment of centrosome localization; intracellular protein localization; establishment of cell polarity. Gene Ontology annotation, molecular function: protein binding; phosphatidylinositol binding. The record is from RefSeq and is a predicted model, not a curated record.